AUGGUUGCCGUCAACAACAACUGGGACCGCGCCACCAAGGGCAUAUUUGCCACGGUCGACGUUGCGAUCAACGUGGCUUUAUUUGCGCAUCGUCUACCGGCAGCUUAUCUCGGUGGGUCUGAACAACGUGAACAAGUACUGGUCUUCUUCCUAACGGCUCUAUUCUUGGCUGUCUCUCGCAGUUAG
Anthostomella pinea is the source of this 186-nucleotide messenger RNA. Lineage: Eukaryota; Fungi; Ascomycota; Sordariomycetes; Xylariales; Xylariaceae. The record is from the annotation of a GenBank genome assembly.